Messenger RNA from Nannospalax galili (Upper Galilee mountains blind mole rat), 674 nucleotides. Its product is annotated as casein kinase I-like. The transcript has a single exon. The annotation marks the transcript as partial. The record is from RefSeq and is a predicted model, not a curated record. Gene Ontology annotation, cellular component: cytoplasm; nucleus. NCBI's taxonomy places the organism in Eukaryota, Metazoa, Chordata, Mammalia, Rodentia, Spalacidae. Gene Ontology annotation, molecular function: ATP binding; protein serine/threonine kinase activity. Gene Ontology annotation, biological process: negative regulation of canonical Wnt signaling pathway; signal transduction; peptidyl-serine phosphorylation.
CCCCUGAGUUCUCCAUCUUCCCCUUUGAGGUGUCAUCUUCACCUCCAUCUUCUCCUCUCAGGAUGGCUGAAUUCAUCGUUGGAGGGAAAUAUAAGCUGGUGCGGAAGAUUGGGUCGGGCUCCUUCGGAGAUAUUUAUUUGGCAGUCAACGUCACCAACAGCGAGGAAGUGGCUGUAAAGAUGGAGUCUCAGAAGGCCAGGCGCGGCCACUUGCUGUACGAGAGCAAAUUGUACAGGAUUCUUCAGGGCGGUGCUGGCAUCCCCAGCGUACAAUGGUAUGGGCAGGAAGAAGGCUAUAACGUGUUAGUUAUGGAUCUUCUGGGUCCCAGCCUUGAAGACCUCUUCAAUUACUGUUCAAGAAAGUUCACAGUGAAAACUGUACUUAUGUUAGCUGACCAGAUGAUCAAUAGACUUGAGUAUUUGCAUACAAAGAAUUUUAUACACAGAGACCUUAAACCAGAAAACUUCCUAAUGGGUAGUGGGUAUAACUGUAAUAAGCUCUUCCUUAUUGACUUUGGUUUGGCCAAAAAGUACAGAGACAGCAGAACAAAGCAACACGUACCAUACAAAGAAGGUAAAAAGCUCACCGGCACCGCCCGGUAUGCCAGCAUCAAUGCACAUCUCGGAAUUCAGCAGAGUCGCCGAGAUGACAUGGAAUCAUUAGGCUAUGUUUUG